CGGACGUGUAACCACUGGAAGGAUGCCGUCGAGGAGCCGCGACGAGCCGCCGGCGUUCGACGCUGGCGACGACCUCGACCUCUACGACGCGUCAAACCCGUUUGAAGACGAGCCACCUGUCAAGACCAGUGACAACCAGCUAAAAAGCCCCAAAAAACAAAGUGCCAAGGACAAAGCGUUUGACUUUGAGCAGUGGGUCGCUCGGAAGGACAAGUACGAGCGCGUGCUCCAAGCCCUCCAUGCGCUCUCGACCGACCGCGCCGCGUCGGAGGCGCCGUGGUUUGACGUCGCCGUGGCGUUGGCAGCCACCGACUGCCUCCUCAAGGUCGGCCGCACCGACGCGUGCGACUGUGACGGUGUCUGCCACGAGCCAGCACACGCCGUGUCGCGUCAGCGCACUCGGUGCCAGUGCCCCGCGCCCAAGUGCUCGAUCUGCAACCGCUGCGUCGGCACGACGGUCGGCGUCAUCUCGGACAGGAUGACCGACGUGCUGACGCCUUACCGAAGCAGCAGCGACGAAAGUACGAUGGACAUUGCGACGCGCGUGAGCAGCAUGGGCGAAGGCCGGCUGCUCAACAGCCUCAAGAUCUCGGGGCUCGCUCUGCGCAUGGCCUCGACCGUGCAGAGUCAGUGCAGCGUGCUCCUCGGUCCCGACGGCGCCAAGCUGCAGCGGCCGUGCGCCUGCCCACUGCGGUCGCUCGGCGACCACUGGGUGCGCUGGACCAAAGCCAAUCACUCGUUCGAGAAGGUCCGGCUCACGGAAGCCCAAGCCAAGAAGUUUGGUGGCGCAACACGGCAGCUCAUGGAGCUCGUCGAAGGCGAGAACGUCUACCUCCUCACCAUCAAGUGGCGCGUCGCGGCCAAGCCGCAGAAAGGCGACACCGCCAAAAUUGCAGCUCGGCGCUGCCUCUCGGCCGACGAGAAGAAGCUCAACGCGAUCUUUGUGUCGCUCUGCAAGAAGUUCUGGGUCAAGGCGCAGCACCGCGUGGUCGAGAUCCUUCAGGACAAGAUGAAUUCGCUCCUGGGAAAGCAAGCUGCGACGACGCUUUUGCCGGGCCAAACGCACAAGUCACGCGCCGAGAUGGAAGUGCAGAUCCUCAAGCUGCAUGGCGUUCAGAAAAUGCUCUCGUGGGUCGAAGCCGACGCCGAUGCCAUCAAGGACAAAGAAGACGAAGUCGAGAAGGAGAAGGCCGAGGAAGGCGCGCUCGCCCACAACGCGUGGCUCAAGCGCAAGGACCGGCUGCGCAUCAAGCUCCCGACAGCAUCGAGUAUCGAGCCGUCGCUUCAGAAGAGCAGCUGGAAACCACCGCGCUUUGACUUUUCGACCAACGGCCUCGUCCGGCCCAAGAAGGUCGACAUUCCAUCGUGCACGAUCGACAUGAUGAAGCGCAGUGGCCUCAAGUACGUGCAUGCGAUGAGCGAGGGCUUCCAGGGCCGCGGUGGCGACCUUGACAAGUGCCGCGAAGUGCUCCUCAAGCGAGGCCACGUCAUCAAGGCCAACUUUGCCAAGGACCCGGACAGCGCCUUCUCGGAAGACCGGUACCACUUCGAGAAGCAAAACGCGCCAAAGGCCAAGGAGAACCCUCGGUCGGGCAUGUCCAAGGAGGCGUUUGCGGCCUGGAGCGCGCACAAGGCGCUCAAGGACAAGGCGCUCGCGUUCCUCGACGCAACACCCAAGCCCAAAGACGUAUCCGAGAACGCGUCGGCGCACUGGGAAGAGGCCGGGCGAGCGUUGAAGGCGGUGGACCGUGGCUUGCUGCUGUCGUGGAUGGCGUGGUCGGACGGCUUUAUGAGCCAAGGCCGCUGCCGCGUGCUCUGGGAGAGCUUCCCGCCGAUCGCAUGCGACGUCCACGCGACCUCGUCGGCGCUCCGCGAUGUCUUUCUCAAGCUGCUGCACCGGAAGGACGUCGACUACAAAGGGGCGUUUCUUGCGUUUGCCGACAAGCAGCACAAGAAGGCUGUCGCGGACGGCAACGCGGACGACGACAUGAAGGACGAGGACAAGCUCGCCACGUACGCCACCAUGAAGCCGCUUGAAUUUCACAAGUUCCUCAAGUCGCUCGGCAUCGCGUUCACGCCGGACGAACGCACUCGCAUCGUCGAGUUCUUCGACUCGAACGGCGACGGCGCGAUCACAAUCAAGGAGUUCCUUGCUGUCACAGGCGACCGCCGCCCCGCCCAGUGCCACGGCGACACGGAGAUUGCGCUCAAAGACGUGUGCAUGUGGGAGACGGUCUGCCACGAGUGCGGCAUGCUCAACGCGUUCCAGGUCUCGUCGUCCGAGCGCGGCCGCGUCCGCACCGAGCUGCCCGCGCACGUCAAGCGACGCCAGCUCGCCCGGUUUGGCUGCAAACCCGUUUUGCCGCUGCGCGAGGUCAAGGAGGCGGCGCCGUAUGCAUGCGACGCCGCGGGCUGGAGCGAUCAAAAAGCCGCGGGCGGUGUCGCCGUCCUCGAUCGGCUCUCGAUCGAACACCGCGAGCGCCGGGCGCUGCAAAAGCUGGUCACGGACGGCGCGCCGCCCGAGCUCCCGGUGCUCUUCCGCGACGACGACGAGGCACUGGACCCGACGACAAUGAUACUACUGCGGUGGCACCCGCCGCCGGUCCGCGGCAACAACGGCCCGGCGUUCUACAUCCUCGAGACAUCCGGGGCCGAAGGCAGCGCGAGCUUCAAGCAAAACGUCUUCACCGAGCUCGUACGGGACCCGAAGGACUUUAGCGAUAACCAGGGCGAACCGCGGUACCACUACGUUGUCACAAAUUUGCUGCCCAACACCAAGUACGCGAUGCGGCUCCGCGCGCUCAACGCCUUUGGUGCCGGGCCGUAUGCCUUUGGGUACUUUACGACGGUGCCGCGUGUGCCACCGGCGCCGAUGGCCGUCAAGGUGACUCCGACGACGAUCCACCUCUCGUGGAACUCGUCGGCGUGGUACGACGCACAGCUCAAGGAGCUCCGAGCGGUGUUUGAUGAAGCUGACGUCGACGGCAACGGCGAGAUCUCGCGCGACGAGUUUAUGGAGGAAAUCGAAAAGCGCAAGCCGCGGUUGCUCGAGUUUCUUCAGAAGACGUCCGCGCCGACGUCGACCGAGGCCCCGGGCGUGCCGCUCAGCGUCUUUGACGCGAUCGAGACGAACGACAGCAACACGCUCAGCUGGACCGAGUUUGUUGCGAUGUUCAACGGCCACCUCGACGACCUCCACCUCUUUGACGACGACGCCAAGUCGGUGGCGUCAUCCAAAGUGUCGCGCAAGGCCAAGCCAACCGUCUCGAGCGGCUGUCGCUACGUCCUCAAGCAGUGCGUGCACGAGGCCGACGGACAGUACGAAGAGAUCUACCGCGGCAGCAAGCCGUCGUUCUUCGUGCACGGCCUCACCCCCGGAACUGCGUACCAAUUCCGCGUGCAAGCCAUCAACGCCGACGACCAAGCCUCGCUGCACAGCGCCCCGACGAUCGUCAACACGCUCUUGCCAACGCCGGCGGCGCCGACAACGACCGAUGUCGGGGUGACGGACGCCGUCGUGAGCUGGACGCCGGGUGACGCGACCGCCGGUGACAAGCGCAGCAUCGCACUCAAAGGCAAAACCAACGUCCUCGACGACUCUGUGCACAAGCUUCUCAAAGAGUGGGCGAAAGAGACACCGGUGGACCACCCGGCCAUCGACUUUGCGGGCAAGUUCCAGCGCUACGACCGUGACGGCAGCGGGUACUUGGAGCUGCCCGAGUUCAAGACGCUGCUCUCGGAGCUCGGCGUCACGCCGUCCGAGGAGCGGCUCGCCGCCUACAUGGAGACGUUUGACACCAACAACGACGGCAAGAUUUCGUUUGAAGAGUUCAAGGACUGGUGGACCAAGCCCGAUGUCCAAUAUGUCCUCAAGCGCUCAGACGCCGGGCGCAGUGAGAUGACCGCCGUGGUCUACCGCGGCACCGACAAAAGCUACCACGUGCGCGGGUUGGCGCCGAACGCCACGUACCUCUUCCGCCUCCGGCACGUCUCUUCCCAUGCGUCGAGCAGUCUCAGCAGCGCGCUGUCGGUCUGUACGCUGCCAGAGGCGCCGUCGGCCGCCGGUGUCGUCGACGUCCUCGCGACCAAGGCGCGCGUCGUGUGGUACCCGAGUGCCACGGGCGCGGCGCGGUACCUUCUCGAAGCCAAGUUUAUCGAGUGCCUCACCGACACCAAGGUCGCCAAGCCCUCGGGCGACUGGACGCCAAUGUACGAAGGACCCGAGACCUCGACGACCCUCCUGGACCUGGUUCCCAACAGCGUCUACCGACUGCGCGUGCGCGCCGGCAACGCAUCGCGGGCGUGGAGCAGCUACGGGCGCGUCACGCAGCUCUGCACGCUCCUCAAGGACCCGUCGCUGCGCCCGAGCAACGCGGUCGAGCGCUUCACCGUCGAGGUCGCGGGACCCGGGCGGCUCGUGCCCCACGACACGAUCCUCUUUACCGAGCGGCUCGUUUUGCUCGAGGACGGGACGGCGGUCGAAGAGGACAAGCGCCGCGGCAAGUCGGGCAGGAGCGUCAAAGAGCCGCUCGAGUGCGUUGGCGAGCGCACGUUGGCGGCGCGUGUGACCGGUGUGGCGGAGGACGUGGCCCGGCGCUGCGUCCUGACCUUGGACGUGGUCUGGUGCACGGUGCAGGUCUACGAGAGCGGCAAGAAGGAAGGCGCAAUGAAGCAAGUUGCACUCGCGUCAACGCUGCAAACGGACGCCAAGCUCUCGCGGUUCGAAAAGUCGAUCCUCAAGUACGAGGCCUUCCGCCUCCCGUGGCUCGACGAGGGCGCCCGCUGUGCCAGCGCAUGGGUCGCCACGACAGGCUUUCUCGACGAGGCGACGUAGGAUAAUGGAAGCAUGUUGACGCAUA
Messenger RNA from Saprolegnia diclina VS20, 4859 nucleotides. RefSeq lists its product as hypothetical. Gene Ontology annotation, molecular function: calcium ion binding; protein binding. The record is from RefSeq and is a predicted model, not a curated record. Bases 23 to 4834 code for a protein of 1603 amino acids. The transcript is spliced from 4 exons. NCBI's taxonomy places the organism in Eukaryota, Oomycota, Saprolegniomycetes, Saprolegniales, Saprolegniaceae.